AUGAUCGAGCCCUUCCAGACGACGUUCGCGGUCCCCAUGACCUGCGAUGGCUGCGUGAAAGAUGUCUCCUCUGCUCUGAAGAAAAUCGAAGGAAUCAACAAAGUCGAAGCCAACCUGAAAGAUCAGCUCGUAUUCAUCGAGGGCACUGCUCCGCCUAGUUCUAUCGUUACCGCUAUUCAAGCUACAGGUCGAGAUGCGAUUCUACGGGGCAGUGGAGCCUCCAACAGCUCGGCGGUCUGCAUCCUCGAAACCCAUUCGACGACGGUCUCCAAUAAGAUUCGGGGGUUGGCGCGCAUGGUACAAGUCUCCUCGAACUUGACCCUGGUGGAUCUGACCAUCAACGGGCUGGCGCCGGGACAAUACUGGGCGACGAUACGACAGGCAGGGGAUAUCUCGCAGGGGGCGGCAUCGACGGGGGGCAUUUGGGAGGCGCUGACAUCGACUGUUCUAGGGAACGAGAAAGCCAAGGAGCCUCGUGGAGUGUUUGGGCAAGUGGAUGUCGACGAGAAGGGACGCGGGAACGUGUUUCUAGAUCGGCCGGUGGCGAUUUGGGAGAUGAUUGGGCGCAGUAUGGUGGUAUCGAAGUCGAAGGAGGGUCCGUUCCGCAAGGACGAGGCCGACACGCUGGUUGGGGUAAUUGCUCGCAGUGCGGGCGUAUGGGAUAACGAUAAGACGGUGUGCUCCUGCUCGGGGAAGAAUGUCUGGCAAGAGCGACAGGAGCAGGUGGCUCAGGGGAUGGUCUAA
Aspergillus tanneri is the source of this 744-nucleotide messenger RNA. It is a transcript of the gene CCS1, whose product is annotated as copper chaperone CCS1. Gene Ontology annotation, molecular function: copper ion binding; superoxide dismutase copper chaperone activity. The transcript is spliced from 4 exons. NCBI's taxonomy places the organism in Eukaryota, Fungi, Ascomycota, Eurotiomycetes, Eurotiales, Aspergillaceae. The record is from RefSeq and is a predicted model, not a curated record. Bases 1 to 744 code for a protein of 247 amino acids. Gene Ontology annotation, cellular component: cytoplasm. Gene Ontology annotation, biological process: removal of superoxide radicals.